UGAACGGUCGUUAAUGUACCGUUGUGUCGUACGCGUUGUGUUUCCAAUGGUCGGGUUUUGACAGUUGAAUGACGGGAUUACGUAUAUGUUUGGUAAUAAGUUUUAUUUUGUGAAUACAGAGGAUUCGCCACAAUAUGAAGACGGAGCACCGCACUUGCUGCGCGUGCGGCGAGCCUAUAGCGGACCGCUUCCUUCUAGAAGUGGGCGGCGGUGCGUGGCACACGGGUUGUCUGCGCUGCUGCGUGUGCGCUGUGCAGCUCGACAGACAUCCCUCCUGCUUUCUGCGGGACAGACAGGUCUACUGCAAACAGGACUAUGCCAAGAGUUUUGGCGCCAAGUGCUCCAAAUGUUGCCGUGGAAUAUCCUCAUCUGACUGGGUGCGCAAGGCCCGGGAACAAGUGUACCACUUGGCUUGCUUCGCCUGCGACGCUUGUGGUCGGCAGCUCUCUACAGGAGAACAGUUUGCCCUUCACGAAGACCGAGUGCUGUGCAAACCACAUUAUCUAGAGACACUAGACGGAGGAUCUAUUUCGUCUGAUGAUGGUUGCGACUCAGAAGGUUAUCACAAGAGUAAGGCGAAACGGGUCAGAACGACAUUCACAGAAGAACAGCUGCAAGUAUUACAAGCAAACUUUCAGCUGGAUUCCAACCCAGACGGCCAAGACCUUGAAAGGAUAGCACAAGUUACUGGGUUAAGUAAACGAGUCACGCAAGUGUGGUUCCAGAAUAGUCGUGCUCGUCAGAAGAAGCACCAACAUACGGGAAAAGGCAAACAAAGUCAAGCGAUGUCAAGAGACACAGAUCCGGUGGGGUUUGGCCGGCCUAUCAACCUCCACCUUACUUAUUCCUUUCAGAACAAGCCGCCUUUUGUUCCAAUAGAUGGAACUUCUUUCACGGAUUCUUCAAUGGAUGAACUCUCAGAAGAUUCAUCGAUCCACUGUAUGCAGAGUGAAGUCUAGGAACCAUGUACUGCCCCUAAAACUUCUUGCCUAGUUUGAGCUGUAUCUUGUAUACCUCUUGUAGAUAUUAUUUAAAUUACUUUUAAUUUAUGUGUAGAUUUUGUUCAUAUAAAAGAUUGUAUUAACUAUUUUUUAUCAGUUUUUAUAGAUUUCAUUUAAACAUUGCAUUUAUAACUUAUAGAACAUAAUGUAUAUUUAUUAAACCUGCAAUAAGUGAAGUAAGUGUGAACGAUUUUUAUAAAAGGUUAAAUAAAAAAAUUCUGCUUACAAGUCUACACGUCACAUGGUUUAAUAAAACUAAUGUCUAUUCAAGCUUAGGGGGAUAAAAAGUUCAAUUUGUUUUGAAUAUAAAUUUCUAGCAUUAACAACAAAUAUCAAUUGCCCUUUUCAUACUUUGUGAUUAGAAGAAGCUAAUAUAUUUUAUCACGACUUUAAGACAUAUUUACGAUUAUACUUUUUAAACGAUGUCGAUUACGACAUAAUACCUACCUUGUUUAUAACCUGCCUUUUUUAUUUAUUAUAGAUUAAUAAACUCAUUAAUGGAAUAUACGGCAAACGAAACACACUCAUUUAAUAUUGUAGUCCAGUUUUUUUAAUUGUAACAUAAUACUAUCUAAAAUAUAUUCCAAUUUGUAAAAUAUAUUUAUAAUCAUAAUUAAUAUAAUAAAUUUAUUUAAGGCAUAAAAUAAUAUCUUAUAUUGUAAAAAGUUGUAUUUAUUUAUUUAUUUUAAAACUGUGAUACGUUCGUUCAAAUUAAUAAUUUGUCUAUGGUCGAGCGGCAUUGCUCCGAACUGGCAACACUGAACUCUGAUGUCACUAUAGAAAUAUAUUGUAGUGCCAAAAUAUUAUAUUUCAAUAAAUAACAUUUAAUGUUUAAUGUCAAUACGUAUAAAUGAAAAAAUA
Molecule: messenger RNA, 1862 nt
Organism: Vanessa tameamea
Lineage: Eukaryota; Metazoa; Arthropoda; Insecta; Lepidoptera; Nymphalidae
Gene: Awh
Product: LIM/homeobox protein Awh
Exons: 6
Coding region: 135-959 (274 amino acids)
Biological process (GO): neuron differentiation; regulation of transcription by RNA polymerase II
Cellular component (GO): nucleus
Molecular function (GO): DNA-binding transcription factor activity, RNA polymerase II-specific; RNA polymerase II transcription regulatory region sequence-specific DNA binding
Source: RefSeq, a predicted model, not a curated record